This is a messenger RNA of Cimex lectularius (bed bug), 6933 nucleotides long. Its product is annotated as protogenin-like. The transcript has 20 exons. Gene Ontology annotation, molecular function: protein binding. Gene Ontology annotation, cellular component: plasma membrane; axon. NCBI's taxonomy places the organism in Eukaryota, Metazoa, Arthropoda, Insecta, Hemiptera, Cimicidae. Gene Ontology annotation, biological process: axon guidance; cell-cell adhesion. Bases 399 to 3638 code for a protein of 1079 amino acids. The record is from RefSeq and is a predicted model, not a curated record.
UCCUGUUCGCCACUCUGUGCCACAGUUUGCGUCGUCCAAACCACAUCGGGCUGUCGUAGAAGAGGAAUUAAACGUAGGCGCCUCGUCAAGAACAUCAUCAGGAUGCUGGAGAGGUGAACGUGAAAGAUGAUUGAGUGGAGUGUGGAGUAAAAAUCGGGAGCGACUUUUGGGCGGUGCGGAGCGGCGGGCGAGGGCCGUUGUUUAUCGGUUGGAGGGGCGCCGGCUGGAAUGGCGACCCGCCCGUUCACUGCGCCACCGGCGUGACUCAGAGAAAGCCACUCGCCAGUCUUUGGACAGACGGUGUCAGGUACGGACGAACGGUUUCGGCGCCUGUCCGCUCUGCGUCGCGUUUUCGGCCCCGAUUCCAGGUGAAAACCGUCCCAAAUGUGCGUGAAUUUAUGGCGGCGCGAGUGCUUUUCAUCGGCAUUGCGUGUACUGUCGGAUUAAUAGCUGGCGAAACGAUCGGUUUGGAGUUGGGGAUUGAGGAGGGCGGUGAGGGCGAGGUGGUGGGCGUGAAGAAUCACGCGCUGCACCUCCCCUGCCGUCCUACGAGCCCGGCUUCAGUGAUAUGGACCCACGACGGCCAACAGGUGUACAACGACUCAAGGAGGUUCACGGCCGAAAACGGAUCUCUCAUUAUUACCAAGGUCGUACACAAGAGAAAAGGAGAAAGCGAUCGAGGCGUUUACCAAUGCACAGUGAGAAACAAUUUCGGAGCCAUCAUUUCCUCGCCGAUCAAAGUCAUUAUUGCCGCGUUGGCACACGAAUUCAGCGAAAACCCAGCUAAUACUACCAUAAAAGAAGGGGAAGUGCUGAAGCUUACAUGUUCCAUAGAAUCGUCACCGCCAGCUAAAAUCACUUGGCUGAGAGAUGACAAACCACUACCUCAAAACAGAAGAUUUAUUUUACUAGACUCAGGAAGCUUGUACAUAGCGAAUAUAAAAAAAGAUGACAGUGGCUUGUAUAGAUGCCAAGCGACAAAUGCAUAUAUAAAAAAGAGCAGGGUCAGCACUGGUGCAGAAGUGGUCGUCGACUCCUUCGGAAACAGCGGCCCUCAUCCAGUAAAGUUCCUCAAUUCUUCUCCGCCAAACAAUCUCACACUUCGCGAAGGCACCAAGACUUCAAUAGUGUGCGCGGUGUCUGGUACGCCCAGGCCUAACCUCAAAUGGAUCAAGACGAAAGGAUUUAACUCAACCCGUGAAAACGGCCUAAACGGCAACUUAAUCACUUCCAACAAUGGGCUGAUAGUUCUACAGAUAGAUAAAGUCACCGCGGAGCAUGCCGGGUCAUACUCCUGCGUAGCGAGUCACAAAUUUAAAGACAAAACUGCAGUUUAUAAGAAAGUGGUCAAUGUAGUAAUUCAGACUGCACCUACAAUAGUGGAAGCACCAAAAUCUCAAAUGUAUCCAGCAGCCAAAACAGUAAGAAUAGAGUGCGAAGUAAGAGGUCUUCCUAAUCCAAAAGUGAUUUGGUAUAAAAAUGGAAAGGAGCUGAAUAUAAACGGUCGAAUCAAGCAAAAUUCGAAGGAGUUGGUCCUGGGAGGUACUGUAUCACAGGAUACCGGGAUAUACCAGUGCUUUGCGACCUCACCGGCCGGGGUUGCUUGGCGUGCCGGAAGGCUCGUUGUGAACACUUCUUCAGACCAGCCGAACCCGCCGACAAAUCUGACUUGCAUGACGAUUUCGCCGACGCAGGUCAAUUUGUCCUGGGCUCAGGAGCAACAGACAGAUUUUAAAGCUUUCACAGUUCAUUACUUUCCCACAGAAGGAGGAGACGAGUUGAAAGAAGUAGCAAAAAAUGAGACAUUCAUCGUUAGCAAACUCCAGCCUUUUACCAACUACACAUUUUACGUUCGCUCUUACGGAAAAGCAGCCAGUGAAUUGAGUGGAUCUGUCUUUUGUAAAACAGGAGAAGCCAUGCCUACUGGAGGUCCGAAAGUUGUGGCUAGUGUCACUCCUUAUUGCAUCCAUGUCACCUGGUCACCACCUCCUAGCUCAGAGGCUAGGGGUAGCAUCACAGAAUACAAGAUUCAGUGGAAGAGGGCGAACCAGUCCUCCACCAAUUUUGAAAAAGUUCCUGGAACAAUUAAACAGUAUACCAUUCGAGAUGUAAUACAAAACCAAGAGUAUAUGGUGAGAGUGAUAGGAGCGACAUCGCUAGGUUGGCCUGACCUAUCUGAAGACCAAGCUCCUUGGAUAAGAAUCAAAAUUCCAAAACACAGCAGCAACCCAUUCCCUCCUCCAACCAUGCGCUUAAUAGCGGUGAACGAUACAACGAUUCAUGUGGAAUGGACGUAUCCAGAAGGAAUAGACAUUGACGGUUUCAAAUUGUAUUACGGGCAGCUUAACAGUACAGAUCGAACAUUACUAGUGCUUAAGAAAAAUGUCACUGAUUUUCACAUAACCCAUCUAGAUCCUUCCACUUGGUACGAAGUUGAAGUGAAGGCGUUUUCUGGAGAUGUUGAAGGGGAAAGCUGCGUCGAGAGCAAGUCGACUCGGGAGAAGGUCCUUUUUGCGCCUUCUUUGCCGAUGCCGAUUUCGCUCGAGGCGACGUCCCCGUCUCCUCACUCGAUCAACAUCUCCUGGUCUUUGCCUUCCCAUCAUCACUCUUGGAACAUCACCCAUUACACUGUCUUGUACAACCUCCUCUACGCCCCUACUCACAACUUUACGGGGAAGACUGUUCAAACAUCAAACACGAGUGUUCAAAUUACGGGUUUAGCGGCAAACACUCUGUACGAGUUUUCAGUCAGAGCUCAUGGGUACAACAACCAGGUCAGUGCUGUGAGCAGUAAAAUCGAGUGCAAGACAUUGCAAGAAGUAUUAGAUGUUGUUGAAAACAUCAAAUGGAGGAUUCUUAAUUCGACGAGCAUCCAAGUGUCAUGGAAGGGCAUAAAAUCAGCGUCCUAUUACUCAAUAUUCUACUCGCUCGAUCCGUCUGCACCUUUGAACCUUUGGCAUCAGGAGAACAUUUACAAAAAUCAGACAUCUGCCGAGCUGACCGGACUUAAGAGCAACCACGAAUAUUCGCUGAGGGUGAGAGGCGGCUCUAGCUCGGGCACAGGCCCACUUUCGGCGAAUGUUUUCUUCACUCUGUUUGCGGAUAUUGAUCGGCCUUCAAAUGAUGAAAACCACCAGCCUUCAGGAUCAAUUCAGUCCGAUCAGUUUCUAGGCAUUGUAGUAGGUUGCGCUAUAAGCAUUUUGUGCAUAUUAUUGUGCACUGCUAGUUUGCUUUAUAAAAGGAGUUGUAGUAAAAACCAAGGGCAAAUUUCAACAAACGGCAAUGGUCAGUGUUCUUCCGAACUUGAAAUGCAAGCUCUUACACAGCUUGUCUCUAAGGGUAGUUUCCCAAAUGGUCAGGCCAACGGUAUGAAACACCCUUUGAUUAUUAACGGAGGGAUACCGAAUGGGAUAGUGAGAGAAAAAGGGGUCAGGAUAACUGAAAAUCCACAGAGGUUGGAAGGAGAGUGUGGAAGUAGUCGGACGACAGACGAAGGAGACAGCCUCCUGAGCGGGCCCGACCCGGAAAUGGACAACGAGGAGACCCACAUGACCACAAUCGGCUCCUCGUUCCUCAGCAAAGAGCUGCCGCCGGACGACGGAUUUCACGAGACUUCGAACCUAACGCCCAACUGGUAACGGCCGCAAUCACAAACCGGCAAAAGCAAUACAGCAAUACCACCGUCAAGUACAAAGAAAGUGAACAAAUGCGUUUAUAAUAGAAAGUCGACACACUAUUGCCUCUCUAUUAGUCUUAAAUGAUAGUUUUAAGUUGCGCUGUUCAAUUCGAACCAUCAGCAAACGUGAAGCUUCCCUAUGUUCUUCCUACAGUACUUUGUUAUUUGCUUCUUUUGUUUUAUUUAUUUUUUUCUUUUUCUUCGGAUUAAUGCGGGUAUAUUCAGUUCGAUUUUACAGCAUUGUUUUAAUUUUAUUUACGCGAUCAAUUUGUUCUAGUUUACUAGGUUUUAGAUUUUAUGACGAUUUAAAGUACAACACUUUUUUUUUUGUAAAUAGUUUUUCAAUUUUUUUUCUGAAGCAAUUUGUUCCUAUUACGGCAGAAUGCACUAUGUUAUACAGUUUAUCUUUUAAAAGAACAUUUUAGUUGUUUGUGUUGUUUUAGCCGCCUCAAUGUUUAGCAGGUUUUAAUUUUUUUUUUUUUUUUUUUUUUUUAAUACGUAGUAACUUUAGGCAAGUUAGAUUACUGCUGAUUCAAACAGAGUUAUUCAACUAUCAGUAAGUAAUCCAUAUACUUAAAUUUUCUUGUACCUGAUUAUUCUUUCCAUUAAAAGAGAAAAAAAUAAGAUUAUCGGAUUAUUUUUUAAAAAGUUGUACAAAAAAAGAAUUUGAUAUAAUAGAGAGUAAUGAACAUCCUUAGGAUUAACAUUGUUUCUAUUCAGUUUGUUUUAUUUCUCUAUUUUUGGUGGUAAAAAUAUUUCCACAACUUGUGAAUUUGAACAAUUGAAUAUAGCUGUUUUAAAUAUACAUUAGACUGAAUGAGAAAAUGUUAAUAAAAGGAACAAAACUUAAGUUUCUGCAAAUGCAAGAUGAUAUAUUCUUAUAAAAAUAUCGAGAAAAAGUUAAAUCUCAUGUCGGUAGCUUCCAAAUUUACUUAAAAACCACAUUUUGUCUUGACGUUGUUUUAUAUUACAAACAAAGAAACAACACAAAAUUAUUUUUUAAGAGAUCUAAAAAUGUUAAAUUGUUUUAUGAAAAUAUUUUUGAAAAUGUGAACGUUAUAAAUCAUGAGUAUUAGGUUUUUAUUGAGGCACUUUUACCGUGAAAGGCCCAAUUUUUAUUUGUAUAUCGUUUUUAAUGUUUUGAAUUUUAUGUGGUUUCCGUCCAAAUUGGCUAUCAGCGUUGGCAUGCUGAUGAGAACGAAAUUGCAUAAGUUAGUACAGGUUGUUUUUUGUAAGGAUAAAUCACAUUGCUAUAACAGUAUUGCUCAAUGAACGGAGAUAUUCCAGUCAUGAACGGUUCAUUCCUAAACAUACCUCAUUUUUAUUACUCGGCCAUCGCCAUUCCUUAUGUUACCUAUUUUCUGUCGCAUUGAGGAGAAAUCACAAUACCUCAGCUGCUGUGAUAAGUUCAGUCGGAUCGCCACAGUGCAUUACAGUUCCAAACGAAGCAAUAUAAAAUUCCGGUCUUCCAUAACGAAAAAUAAGUUGACUACAGAAUUUUUUUAAAAUUUCCAACAGUUUACUGUGGCCUUCCAUUUUAUUCUAGUUAAAAAAAAAGGCUUUUUUUUUAAUUCAUAGACACAUGCCGUUUUUCGAACCCCUCAGUUGCUUGUCUUGAGCAAGGACAAUUUGUAAAGAAAUCUCAGCCCGAUAAGAGUCAGUUUUGCAUGAGGGCUUUGUGAGAAUGCGUCGGUGAGCUAGGCUGCGACAGAUCUGAAAAUACAAAUAAUGCAAGUUACUAAGAACGACUGUGCUGUCAUGUGUAACAGAAAAUAUAUGUGAAAACCCAGCUACCUCAAUAAUUAACUAUUUGCUAUUAAGUGGACCUCUCAGGGAUUUGGUUGUAGCGAUUCGCCCAACUUUUUAAUCACUUUAAAGUGUUUGUAAAAUGUUCCAUGCACUAUUUAAAAAUGCAUGUCUUAUCGAAUAAUUAAUAAUAUUUAAAAUAUAAUGUUGAGAAAGUGUAUAUUAAAAAUAAGUUUUUUGUUUGUUUUUUUGUGCUGUUUUACGUCAAAUUCAACAAGGCUUUUAUGUGACAGUGUGAAGUACAAAUUACUCGGCCUACGUCAAUAAACAAUUCAGGGAUAAUAUGACUAAAAAUUUGGUCUAAUUUAAACAAGGGGUAUAAUUUUUUUAAAUAUCGCCUUUUUAUAAGCACAAUAAAUAAUUUUUAUUAGCUUAGAAAUGGUGUUCUAACAAGGAAAAGAAGCAGGGGGAGAAAACAAGAAAAAGUCACCAAAGAGCUAUAAAUUGAAAAUUAAUUGUAUAUAUAGUGUUUAAUAUAAUAUAUUUUCAGUCUAUGUGUGUAAACUUUUCUAGCUUAGAUAGAUUUAAUAGAUCCAAGAAAAUAAAACCUACAGGUCAUCUAGCUUGUCAUUAGGAAUUGCCUAAUGUGCCAGUGCGUUUUACACAAUGCCUUUUUGAAAAUUAAAAAAAAAAAAUCUAAUUGCUCAUUGCUUGUCGACACAAAUUUCAUUUCAUUUGGAACAAGCUGUGUUCAGUAUUUAAAAUAGAUGCCUAGACCGCUCAUUUAUGUUAAAAAGGAAACAAUUGCACACUUAAAGUUACAAGAAAAAUGACUGAAUUGUGUGCUAGCAUUGCCUUACAGUUUUGAAUUUGUUUUUCUUUUCAUUUCAUUUAUAAUUAUUUUUAUUAAGUAAAACAAGCAUUAUCACGACACUUUUGCUCAGUCUUAUAUUGCAUUUAUAUAAAUAUAUAAAAGUUUUUGAAUACAAAUUUAAAUUGUUAUGAAAUUGUAACAUAGCUUAUUUCAUCAUUAUAAUGUAUUUAUUAAUGUAAUAAUGUGGAAAAUAUACAAUUGCGAGUUUUUAAUGUUCUAUUAUUAAGUAAGAAAUGGGCGAAUCGCUUCAACUUUGUUAGUUUGUAAGUUUUAGGCCUUGUGUGAUGUGAGAUGAAUGUGCCAUAAUCUCAUGCCGUCAAAUGAAAAGGGCCUCUCUGAACCUCGGCACUCUUGAUAACGAUAUUUCAAAACACGAGUCCACUCCGUUUCCAUUCUGGAAUGCAUCAGAUUCUCUUUAUUUGUGAUUCGUUCGCAAUUGGGAAGACGUGUGUCUGCACAAAUGUCGUAACCUUGUACAAAAAAAAAAAAAAAAAAAAAAUUGGAAAAAUGGUGCCUUUGUUUAGAGUUUGUGUGGUAAAAUUCAAUAGUCGAUUUUUAGAAUUGUUGAUGUCAAGUCUGUAAGGGAAAAGCCUUUUCCUUUGUUCUUUGGGUUAGUUGAGAUGAAAAAAAAAAAAAA